Loa loa (African eye worm) is the source of this 215-nucleotide messenger RNA. RefSeq lists its product as hypothetical. The record is from RefSeq and is a predicted model, not a curated record. The annotation marks the transcript as partial. The transcript has a single exon. NCBI's taxonomy places the organism in Eukaryota, Metazoa, Nematoda, Chromadorea, Rhabditida, Onchocercidae.
GUGCAAUUUCAACAGUAAUAACAAUAACGACAACAACAUCGACAACAACAACAACAACAACAACAGCAACAACAAUAACAACGACAACAACAACAACAACAACAACGACAACAACAACAACAACAAUAACAACAUCGACAACAACAACAACAACUGUGACAACAACAACAACUGUAACAACAACAACAACGACAACAUCGACAACAGCAAUAACU